Molecule: messenger RNA, 1683 nt
Organism: Ilex paraguariensis (yerba mate)
Lineage: Eukaryota; Viridiplantae; Streptophyta; Magnoliopsida; Aquifoliales; Aquifoliaceae
Source: the annotation of a GenBank genome assembly
AUGACUAUUGACAUUCAGGUGUUUUUUGCAUUCAACUCUAUGAAUAAUGGCCCAGCAUGUUUUUAUGCAGUGGAGGGGGUGGUUAUUAAAUCUGUCCCUUGGGCGCAUAACAAAAUAAAAGUUGCUCCUGCUACUGAACCGAGAGCCUUGAAGGUGGUAUCAUCUAGUUCAGUUUUUCACAUACGCCACGCUGUAGGUGUCCCAGAACAAAUUAGACUGAUGGUAAUAUGGACUUCUCUCUCCAGUAUAAAAUUUUGGACUGGGAUGGAGGCUGAUGGAUUGUUGUGGUUUCUGCACUCUCAGGGGAGUUUUCUUGGUCUUAUGUUGGGAUCCCGUAAGGCUGAAAUUAGGGUGAUACGGCGACGUUUCACAAUGACUCAGUCUUGGCUUAUUGAUAGCAGAGGACUUGCAAGGAAAGUGAAAAAUGCCACUCUACCUUCUGCAUCUCAGAUCAAAGAUUGUGGGGCAAAUCGUGAAUGCCCAAAUUGUCAUUACCGCAUUGAUAACAGAGAUGUUUCUCAAGAAUGGCCUGGUUUGCCUGCUGGUGUAAAAUUUGAUCCAUCUGAUGUAGAACUCCUAGAACAUUUGGCUGCAAAAUGUGGAGUGGGUAAUUUAAAACCUCACAUGUUUAUUGAUGAGUUCAUCCCAACACUAACAGAUGCCGAAGGAAUUUGUUCUACACAUCCAGAAAAUCUUCCUGGUGCCAGAAAAGAUGGAAGCAGCGUCCAUUUCUUUUACAAAAUUAUCAAUGCAUAUGCUUCUGGUCAACGGAAGCGCCGCAAGAUUCAUGAUCAACAUGGUACGAUAAAAGAGCAUGUCCGCUGGCACAAGACUGGUAAGACCAAGCUUGUGAUGGAAAAUGGAGUUCAGAAGGGAUGUAAGAAGAUAAUGGUUCUUUAUAGAACUUCAAAGAAGGGAUCCAAACCAGAUAAGUCCAAUUGGGUUAUGCAUCAAUACCAUUUGGGGAUUGAUGAAGAUGAGAAAGAAGGCCAAUAUGUUGUUUCAAAAAUUUGUUAUCAGCAGCAGAAGCAAACUGACAAGGAUGAUAAUUCUCUAGUUGUUGAAGAGCCUGAUAUGGGAACAAUUCGAACUAGUCCCAGGACUCCCAAGACAACCACCCCUAAUCCACCUCGCAAUGGAAAAUCUGUUUCACGUGAUGAUGUCACAGAUGAUUAUAUACUCCAGUCACCUGCCCAGAGCACCCUUAACUACAAAACAUUGGCAUUCAAUACACUUGUGGAUGCAACAUUUGUGUCCUUUCCUCUCCAACUCUACCUUGACCCUACAGAGGAGUUGGCAUUUUGUCACUCUGAUAAUGAGGAAGCAGAGUUUGUGACAGAAAUAUCUCAUCAUUCUUCAUCUCCUGCUCUAAUCAAUGAUGACAUGGAAUAUCCCACUUGUUUGGCUGGAGAAUCACAAGAUGUAGAUAUAGUUGGUGCAGAUGACUCAUUGUUAUGCAAUGAGGUUUUGGAUUAUAAUGCUCUUACCGAUUUGGGACUCAAUCAUGGCCCUUUCACUGGCUUUGCUCGCAACACUAAUGAUGUGCCUGAAGGAGAAGGCAAUGCUAAUUAUAACAUAGCUGACCUUGAGAACUUAGAAUUGGAUACACCACUAGAUUGUCAUCUCACAGAUUUGCAGUUUGGUUCACAAGACAGCAUUCUUGAUUGGUUGGACUGGUUGUAG